CAACAGUCAAAUCACCCCACCAUGCUCGUCGUGAACCUGGACAAUCCCAGCGCAACCUAUUCGCAAGGAGAAACCGUAAGCGGCCAGGUCAGCUUCGAGCGCACCGAUUUAACAAGCCCGCUGUAUGUCGUGGUUGAAGUCGCAGGCCGCACCAAGACCGCAGUCGUCUGCAACUCCGGUGAUGCAUGCGGCGAGGCAGAUCUGUUCUGCACGCGAGUAGGCGAGGUCUAUGGCUCUCAGAUCGUCUUGCCGUUCGCCUUUCCGUUCCCCUCACGAGCUUCGCCAGUGGACCCAAGCGUUGUAAAUAUGACCCACUGGACGAAGCAGCUUACGACAAUCCGAUCGAACCAUCUUCUUCCCCCGACAUUCAAGCACAGGAACGAAAAGUUUGAAGCGUCUGCGGAGUACACGAUUAGAACAUCGGUCUGGACACAGUCCCAGUUUGGCCCGUCGCAGCGGCGCAUCUCUGAGAAAAUCGUGCCUAUCACUUACCGGCCGCGACAUGAUCCUGAGAAUCAGAUUCCUACAAAAGGUGACGCAGUCAGACUGACCACACGACUUCCGAGUAAAAAGAGCCCUGGAAGCAGGGCCAAGUCUCUUUUGCGCUUGUCUCAGGGAGCGUCUGUCGACUUUCAGCUUCAACUCACCGUGCCCGCUAAAAUCCACCCUCGGGAAGAGAUCCCCUGCUCGCUAUCGAUUAUACGUUCGUCAGAGGCUGCAUCAGGCCUGGAGAACAUUUCCUUUAUCCUGAAAGGGUUCAGAAUCUCGGUGAAGAGGAAAACCAAGGUCUGGGGUACAGCGCAUACCGGAUCGGAUGAAACACAGAGCGAGUCUGCUGUGCUAUUCAACGGGGCAACUACCGAUUUGAAUGUCGCGUUAUCGCCAGAGAAAGGAAAUAAAAAGGAAAUUUUCAGUCCUGCACUCGAGGACACGGCUCCAACGUUCGAGACGUACAAUAUCAAGCGCACGUAUGUCAUGCGUGUGGCUGCCGAGGUGCUGUGUGGAGAUACUUUGCGGGAGAUAUCCGGUGAAACAGACCUGGUCGUUCUUCCAGGAGCAUCGCCAGAACGAGUGGAGGGCGCGGAUUAUCAAGAUGACUCUGGUCUUCCGAGCUACGCAGAAGCUGCGUCGAAUAUCGUCCAGGCGGUAUCGUCUAUAAUUGGAUAGCAACUCAGACUGGUAAUGAAGUUAUGAAUAGUUUUUGAGAUACCUAUUUAGUUCUAUUAUUUCUAUAUAUGCAAUUUUGAUGAUCCUAUCCUGCCUACCAC
Aspergillus versicolor CBS 583.65 is the source of this 1268-nucleotide messenger RNA. RefSeq lists its product as uncharacterized. The record is from RefSeq and is a predicted model, not a curated record. NCBI's taxonomy places the organism in Eukaryota, Fungi, Ascomycota, Eurotiomycetes, Eurotiales, Aspergillaceae. Bases 22 to 1167 code for a protein of 381 amino acids. The transcript has a single exon.